Messenger RNA from Ambispora leptoticha, 1215 nucleotides. The record is from the annotation of a GenBank genome assembly. Lineage: Eukaryota; Fungi; Glomeromycota; Glomeromycetes; Archaeosporales; Ambisporaceae.
AAACACAGAAAUAUGCAGAAGUUUGAAAAUGAUGAGAAAUUAGAUACUUCCAUUAAUGAAUUGAUAAAGAAUUUACGCAUUCAUUAUAAGAAUGGCGACACAAAAUCGGACAAGAUAAAUGAACAGAAGAUUUACAAGGAAGAAGAAAUUCUGUCAAACGAAUUAAAAAAUUUCUUGAAACUCCAUCUUGAAAAAGGCUCGGAGAAUACGAGCUCAACAUCAAAUCAAAAAGCGACAUCAAUUCUGUCAGAUGAUGAUUCAAUCGAUUCUUCAAUUCAAUCUUUACCUCCUCCAUUGAGACUAUCUUUUGAGUUAUCGACAAGGAAAGAUCAUGACAUUCAAAAGGGUCAUAUUUCGGAAGAUAUACUGAAGAAUUCUAAUUAUGGAUUAUUCAAGAAUUUAGAUGAGGUUCCUCUUGCGGGUGAAAAAGGAAAAAUAAAUUCUCAGGAUCCUCAUGAUCCUCAUGAUAAAUCAAUAAACAACCAAUUUAGCAUUAGUUCGGUGAGCCAUCGGGUCAUAAUAGAGCAGCAGCAACCUACUUUGGAAGUUGAUGAUAAACCACCGCAAAAUAUAUUACCAGAGAAGCAAAUAAGUGGAGUUUCUCCAAGUAUGCCCAAGAUAGAGGGAAAAAAUACGAAAAGAGAGUCCGUCAAAAUAUUAAACUCGAAUCUCCAGAAAAAUGUAAAAAAUUCAAUGAAAACUACUGAAAUCUCAGAUGAAGAUAUGCCGGACUAUACUCUAAUGUCCCUAGAAGAGUUGAAGGUAAUGGUAUCAAAAUACGGAAUUCGGCCAAGCUCUAGAAAUAUUAUGAUAAAACAGCUACAAAUUCUAUGGAAGAGUUUAAGUAAGGUUAAUACCGGAAACUUGGAUACAUCCAAGAUCGAUAUCUUACCUGAACGACAGAAAAAACAGUCAACUAAUUCCAUUACCAAACCUAUUGUCAUAAGUGACGAUGCUCUUUCUGAAUCUGAUGGUAGUGAAGAUGGUGAUUUGCCGCUUCUAGAUCUUAUUGAUUCUUUAAACACUACGAGUGAAGAAUAUUUAUUAGAAGAGGAAAUGGCCAAACAAAUCAGCGAUUAUAUAAGCUCGAACAAACGAUUAUGGCUGUCUAUAUUAGAAUAUCAAGAUCUUAACUUUGAUCAAAUUUUGAGAGAUCUCAAUAAUGCGGGAAUAUAUUGCAAUACAAGUCAGCUGCGCGUCUUUAUGGAUAGUCGA